UGCGCAGACAGAGAGCGGUCUGGAGUUCUGCGUUCCGCGUUCCGCGCUCUGCGUUCUUUAGAAUGGACCGCGUCUAUAGCGACAACGCACACAGCGGGCAGUCUGACCGCGGCGGGCAAAGCGGAACGUCGCGUUCUAGCGUUCUAUUCCCGCCGAGACAGCGAACGCCGGAACGCCGCGAUGUCCGAAGUCGCAAAUACCGAAAAAUUGAUUGAAUUAGUUAGAGAAAGGAGUUUAUUGUACGAUUUAAGUGAUGUAGACUAUAAAAAUCGUGACAAAAAAGCAGAAGCUUGGCUUCAAAUUGCCACAGCAUUGGGAUUUGGAGAUAGUAAAUUAUGGAUAGCCAAGUGGAAGAGUCUGAGAGACAGCUACGGAAAAUUCAAAAAAAAUAAUGAGUCUUCUACAGGCCAGUCUUAUAAAAAGUAUAAGACUUGGCCAUGGGCGUCACAAAUGAGGUUUUUGGAUGAUUACAAUGUUAGAAGACCAACAGAAAGUAAUAGUCAGCCUUCUCAAGCCACCAUAGAUACAACUUUUCACACCGACACGAACAUUACGGACGACUCUUCGGUGGAUAUGACUCUGAGUGAUGCGACACCUGGUCCAAGCAAGCCAUUUUCAAGAAAAAGAAUAAGAACGAGCGAAGACUCCAGCGAUAAAAUACUGGACGGCUCGCAGUGGGCACGAACACCAAAAUGUGUUCCGAAGCAGCGGCACGCAACGUAUGGGAAGACUCGGAGUAGUGGCGUGCAGCGGUCAGGAAGACACGGGGCUCCGGCGCGCAGCGGCAAGCGUGCGCGGCGCGCAGAUCCACGCCUCAGCGCAGUGAUGCAGCCUGCGUGCUCGAGCGUCAGGCACGACCAGCAGCGUUCGUAUGGAGCCCCCAGCAGACAGGCCAGCUGA
Leguminivora glycinivorella is the source of this 900-nucleotide messenger RNA. RefSeq lists its product as uncharacterized. Bases 181 to 900 code for a protein of 239 amino acids. Gene Ontology annotation, cellular component: transcription regulator complex; nucleus. The record is from RefSeq and is a predicted model, not a curated record. NCBI's taxonomy places the organism in Eukaryota, Metazoa, Arthropoda, Insecta, Lepidoptera, Tortricidae. Gene Ontology annotation, biological process: regulation of transcription by RNA polymerase II. The transcript is spliced from 3 exons.